Messenger RNA from Tarenaya hassleriana, 2115 nucleotides. RefSeq names its product beta-glucosidase BoGH3B-like. Gene Ontology annotation, biological process: glucan catabolic process. Bases 69 to 1904 code for a protein of 611 amino acids. Lineage: Eukaryota; Viridiplantae; Streptophyta; Magnoliopsida; Brassicales; Cleomaceae. The record is from RefSeq and is a predicted model, not a curated record. The transcript is spliced from 9 exons. Gene Ontology annotation, molecular function: beta-glucosidase activity.
CUUGUCGGAUAUAAGAGUGGCUGACUCAGAGGUGAAUUCGGAGUCUCCGAAGCGAAGAAUCGGAAAGAAUGGUGGGCGAGGCGUCGUGCGUUUACAGAAACGCACACGCGCCCGUGGAGGCGCGUGUGAAGGACCUUCUCUCUCGUAUGACUCUGCCGGAGAAGAUCGGUCAGAUGACUCAGAUCGAACGCCGCGUCGCUUCUCCCGCCGCCAUCAGAGAUCUCUCCAUCGGUAGCAUACUGAACGCCGGCGGAAGUGCCCCUUGCGAGGACGCGAAGGCGUCGGACUGGGCGGACAUGAUCGACGGCUUCCAGCGUUCCGCGUUAGCGUCGCGUUUGGGGAUUCCUAUCAUCUACGGCACUGACGCCGUCCAUGGCAACAACAACGUCUUCGGCUCCACCAUUUUCCCCCACAACAUCGGCCUCGGCUCCACCAGAGAUGCAGAAUUGGUCAGAAGAAUCGGGGCCGCAACUGCUCUUGAAGUAAGAGCAAGCGGAGUUCACUGGGCUUUUGCUCCUUGUGUGGCCGUGUUGAGAGACCCGAGAUGGGGACGAUGCUACGAGUGUUACAGUGACGACACCGCUAUUGUUAAUGAGAUGACUUCCCUUGUCUCAGGCUUGCAAGGCGAGCCGCCCGAGGGACAUCCUCAUGGUUACCCUUUUGUUGCAGGAAGGAACAACGUUGUUGCCUGUGCGAAACACUUUGUUGGAGAUGGUGGUACGGAUAAAGGCAUAAACGAAGGGAACACCAUAGCUUCAUACGAAGAUUUGGAGAGGAUCCAUAUGGCUCCGUAUCUGAGAUGUCUUGCUCUGGGAGUUUCUACGGUUAUGGUCUCUUACUCGAGCUGGAAUGGACGUAAACUCCAUGCCGACCGCUUUCUCUUGACUGAAGUUCUCAAAGAUAAACUCGGUUUCAAGGGGUUUCUGGUUUCAGACUGGGAAGCUCUCGAUCGGCUUAGUGAACCGGAAGGUUUAAACUACCGUGACUGCGUAAAAACAGCUGUUAAUGCCGGAAUAGACAUGGUGAUGGUACCUUUCAAGUACGAACAGUUCAUACAAGACAUGAAAGAUCUGGUGGAUUCAGGUGAAAUAUCGAUGGCUCGGAUUGAUGAUGCUGUUGAAAGAAUUCUCAGAGUGAAGUUUGUUGCGGGUCUUUUCGAGAAUCCUUUCUCUGACAGAUCUUUGUUGGGUGUCGUUGGCUGCAAGGAACACAGAGAAUUGGCACGAGAGGCGGUUAGGAAAUCGUUAGUACUGUUGAAGAACGGAAAAAGUGGCGGUAGCCCGUUUCUACCUUUGGAUCGGAACGCCAAGAAAAUUCUAGUAAUAGGAACACAUGCGGACGAUCUUGGAUAUCAAUGUGGAGGAUGGACGAAAACAUGGUUUGGUCUAGGCGGUCGGAUCACAAUUGGGACAACACUCUUGGACGCCAUUAAAGUGGCUGUUGGGGACAAAACUGAAGUGAUCUACGAGAAAACUCCAUCAGAAGAAACCUUAGCAUCAUCAUGUCGAGACUUCUCCUAUGCCAUUGUUGCAGUGGGGGAACCUCCUUACGCAGAAACGUUGGGCGAUAACUCGGAACUCACGUUGCCUUUCGAUGGUAGCGACAUUAUAGCAGCAGUAGCCGAGAAAAUCCCGACUCUGGCGAUCUUGAUCUCGGGAAGGCCUUUGGUUAUGGAGCCGAGGGUUCUUCAAAGAACCGAAGCCGUGAUCGCGGCUUGGCUUCCGGGAACCGAGGGCCAAGGGAUAACUGACGUCGUUUUUGGGGAUUAUGACUUUGAGGGGAAAUUACCGGCGAGCUGGUUCAAACGGGUAGAGCAGUUACCGUUGAACGCCGAGGCUAAUAAUUCGUAUAAUGACGAGCCUUUGUUUCCAAUGGGGUUUGGUCUGAAGAUCAAAACCGGUUGAACCGAACCGGUCUGGUUCUGGGAACGUGACGUCAUUAAAGGGCAUAUCCGUCAUUUGGGGUAAAUCCCUUUUACUAGAUUAGGCGUAAUAUAUACACCCUGAUUGAUUGAUUGACAUACACCAAGGCCAAAGUAUAUAUGUAAAUCAUGUCACGAUUGCAAUUCAACGUUUUUACAUGAAACGGCAACGUUUAAAAUGGAGCUUUUCUUGA